GGGUCGACGCCGUAGUGGUGGCAGGGCCAAGCGGCGUCGGCAAGGGAACCAUCAUCCGGAAGCUGAUGGAAUUAUUCCCACAACAGUUCGGUCUUGCGUGCAGCCACACGACCCGCGGACGGCGCGAGGGGGAACAAGAAGGGGUACACUACCACUUUACCUCGCUCGACACGAUGAGAGAGGCCGUGGCGAAAGGAGAGUUUAUCGAGCAUGCGGAGGUGCACGGUAACCUGUACGGCACGAGCGUGGCUGCCGUAGGUGACGUUUCGAAGAGGGGUCAGGUGUGCUUGUUGGACAUUGACAUUCAGGGGGUCAAGACCGUCAAGGCCUCUCCGCUGAGGCCCAAGUACGUCUUCAUCGCACCGCCUAGCAUGGAGGUACUGGAGAAUCGUCUGCGAGAUAGGGGAACGGAGAGCGAGGAAUCCCUGUCGACGCGGUUACACAACGCCCGGGAGGAAGUCGACUACGGCACAACAGAGGGUAACUUUGACCUUGUGGUGGAGAACGACGACCUCGACCAGGCCGUCAGAAACCUCAGCGGCCGCCUGGCGGAGUGGUUCCCCAAGAUAAAAAGAGCGGCCGGGGAGUCGCUCGCGUAGUCUGCCUGUUGCAUGGGACGGCGCGAUAAACAAAGUAGAAAAGUUACAGGGCGUGUACCGAAGAACACCUAGAGAUACAUGGGGAGGUAUCAUACGGCCGAGGGGCCUGAAAAAUGAGCCACCUGCUCGCGGGCAACUAACCCACUGGGUGGAAGCAAGGAAAAGCAGGGGGCGGCGUGGACGUGAGACGAGGGGGNGGGGGGGGGGGGGGGGGGGGGGGGGGGGGGGGGGGGGGGGGGGGAGGAGGCAGGAGGCAGGAGGCAGGAGGAACUUGGAGGUUCACCGGAUGGGAUUGACUGUCGGCCGAUGGGGUGGAAUUGCACCCUCCAAGUGGGCCGGGGGGGGGGCUGCGAGGACAGUGCCACACAGAAAAUGGUGACGACAGCAUUGCCGUAAGGGAGGCGGGGAGGGGGGGGCACGAGGGAAAUUUUCGCUCCUCCCAUGAAAGUCAGAUGUUUUUCCUUCCUCUUGGACUCGAGGUGCACCAUGUUUCCGAGGCAGCGGAUGGCAUCGAUCAAUCUCACAAAGGAUGGAUAAUAGGGAUGGGUCGUCUGCUUAAACAAGAAAAAAAACAUGCCGGAGAGGAGGGGCGGCGGGAGUAGAGCGAGCUUGUCCGGACGGGUUGAUGGAAUAGAAUGUGAUGGAGAGGAAUGGAGUGGAAUGGAACGGAAACGGUUCUCAUGCUAGGCCCGACGGGUUUAUCCCAUUUCUUGAAGCGGUUACUUUUUGUGCAGUGUUAUUUCAUUCAUUUAUGAGAGGGAGACAUCUGUGAGGAUGAAGGCCAGAGCGAAGAAGGCUAUAUGCUUAGAGCGAGAGAGGCAUGUGGAGAGGGCAUGCUCAGGGGUCUUGUUUUCAUGCUUCGUCUUGUAUAUGCACCGGGUUGGUGAACAUCGGCGGUUGGUUUGCUGCUGUUUGUGAUAAAGCCACUUCAAAUCUGUGGGUUUGAAGUGCUUGUCUGAAGACAGACGAAGGCGCUCUGUCGAUUUUUUUGCUUUGUGCCCCGUCGGCAUGUUCGCCGAGCUUCGGUGCGCGGUGACCGGGCUGCUUGUUUUCUUGUACCCGAUCAAGCAAGCGCGAAACAAGAAAGGGCAAGCGGUGUGAAGCCGACGUGAAUUCUACUGGAUGGGGCGUGAAGAGGCAGCGUGGUGUGGUCGAUUCGUCUAGUCGAGGAGGACGAUGCGUGGUCGUUGUGUGUUGCACGUUUAUCAAGAUUCGUUGGGGGUUACAUGCGGUGUUUUAAAGAGCGCUGAUGCCGGGUGUUACAACGUGGGCUGGCCUUUGCGCUGUAGUCGCGGGGGGUGUGGGUGUCGUCAGGGA
Messenger RNA from Ectocarpus sp. CCAP 1310/34, 1916 nucleotides. Lineage: Eukaryota; Phaeophyceae; Ectocarpales; Ectocarpaceae. The record is from the annotation of a GenBank genome assembly.